This is a messenger RNA of Candidula unifasciata, 377 nucleotides long. The record is from the annotation of a GenBank genome assembly. Lineage: Eukaryota; Metazoa; Mollusca; Gastropoda; Stylommatophora; Geomitridae.
CAAGAUCACAACAGUUAAGUUGUUCCAUGCCUUCAGCAACAUCACCACAGUUAAGUUGUUCCAUGUCUUCAGCAACAUCACCGCAGUUAAGUUGUUCCAUGUCUUCAGCAACAUCACCACAGUUAAGUUGUUUCAUGUCUUCAGCAACAUCACUACAGUUAAGUUGUUACAUGUCUUCAGCAACAUCACCACAGUUAAGUUGUUCCAUGUCUUCAGCAACAUUACCACAGUUAACAACAUCACCACAGUUAAGUUGUUCCAUGUCUUCAGCAACAUCACCACAGUUAAGUUGUUCCAUGUCUUCAGCAACAUCACCACAGUUAAGUUGUUCCAUGUCUUCAGCAACAUCACCACAGUUAAGUUGUUCCAUGUCUUCA